GAAACGUUGACACAAGGUAGUUGAUCGUUGCUUGGUAGGAUACGGUCCAUGAAAUCACGUGUAUUAAAGUCUACGUGGGAUGUUGGGCGCUAUCACCCCCACGCAGCCCCACGAGUACACCGAAAUGUUCCGGUUAGCCGACUACUUUGUUGUGGUCGGCUACGACCACGAAAAAGAGAGAGGUGGUAUAAGUAAUGGAAUCAUUUUACAAAGGUUUCCAGAAAAGGAUUGGCCUGAUACACCAUUUAUCGAAGGAAUAGAAUGGUUUUGUCAACCACAAGGAUGGGCUUUAUCUACAGAAAGACAAGAACCACGGUUUUUUGUAUCUAUAUUAACUGACAUUGAUGCAAAUCGUCAUUACUGUGCUUGUAUGUGUUUUAACGAAACUGUUUCAAUUAUGCCAAGUAAACCUGUAGAUGAAGAAGAAGAUCCAGUAGAUGGUGAUAGUCGUUCUUUGGUUAGAACAAUACCUGCAAUUGCACAUCACAGCAUUAUGUAUGCACCUAAAUGUCUGGUGCUGGUCUCCAGACUUGACUACAUCGAAACUUUUAGAAAUUGCCUCGGUAUUAUAUAUACUGUGUAUGUAGAAAAUUUUGGUAUACCAUUAGAAACUCUGGUAGGAAACAUAUUAGGUUGUAUACAAGUACCACCUGCUGGUGGACCACAAGUACGAUUUAGCAUUGGUGCAGGCGAUCGUCAAGCGCUUCAACCUCCAAUUAGUCCCUCUCUUCCAAUAACUCAUAGUAGUGUUAAUCUUUUAUUUCAACAACUAGGUAUUCGUAAUGUGUUAGUAUUAUUCUGUGCUGUUAUGACAGAACAUAAAAUACUUUUUCAUUCUGCAAGUUAUUCACGAUUGACUGAAGGAUGUCGUGCUCUUACCGCGUUAAUGUAUCCAUUUAGAUACACGCAUGUUUACAUUCCUCUUCUACCAGCAGCUUUAGUGGAAGUACUCAGUACACCUACUCCAUUCAUUAUGGGUGUGCACAGUUCACUAAAGCAUGAAGUUGCAGAACUUAUGGAUGUAAUAGUGGCUGAUUUAGAUGGAGGUUCUAUCAUGGUUCCAGAUGGAGUUUCGCUUCCAUUACUUCCAGAACCACUUCUUUCACAGACACAGGAUGCAUUGUCUUUAGUAUUACAGCCAGAAUUAUCCUGUGCAGAUUAUGCUUUUCCACCACUUGCAACAAGAGCUCCUCAUUCUCCUAUGCUAGAUAAGGAAUUAAGAGCAGUUUUUAUGAGAACUUUUGCUCAGUUAUUGCAAGGCUACAGAAGUUGUCUGACACUGAUAAGAAUUCAUCCAAAACCUGUUAUAACAUUUCAUAAGGCAGCUUUCUUAGGGGAACGAGGCUUAACUGAUUGUGACUUUACGACUAGAGUUUUGGAUUGUAUGUUUUUUACUUCCUUCAUCGUGGAAAGGGGACCACCGUGGAGGCCGUGCGAUGUAUGGGACGAAUUGUAUAGCAAUUUAAGCGACCAACUGAAACAAGAAGCACAAGACCACAGACGUAUCUUAACGCAUAUUCAAGAAUUAGCACAACAAUUGUACACAAAUGAGAAUCCAAAUCCUCAACCAUACGUACAAAAAAUUUUGAAACCACCCGAAGGAGCGUUUGCUAGAAUACAUCAGCCACUUCUGCCACGUAUUAAUCCAGAGCAAGUUCAAGCAAUUAUAGAUGAAGGUCUUGCCAAAAAUAGUGUCAAAGUUAGAUUAUCAUCAUUAAGACCGUCACAGCCUCGUAUUGUACCUAUGGGUCCACAUAUUUCAUUUGUCCAUGACACUAGGCAAUUGGUUAGCAAUUCUGCGCGUAGGCUCGAGGUUCUACGUAACUGUAUAAAUUGUAUAUUUGAAAAUAAAAUAUCGGAUGCUCGUAAAACCUUUCCAGCCGUACUAAGAGCAUUGAAGAGCAAAGCUGCUCGUUUAGCACUGUGCAUGGAACUAUCACAGCAUGUUGUUGGAAAUAAAGCCAUGUUAGAACAUCAACAAUUCGAUCUUGUAGUUCGAUUAAUGAACUGUGCAUUGCAAGAUGAUUCGUCCAUGGAUGAACAUGGAGUUGCUGCAGCACUUCUUCCUCUUGCAACAGCAUUUUGCAGAAAACUUUGCACAGGAGUUAUUCAGUUCGCUUAUACUUGUAUCCAAGAACACCCCGUAUGGCAGAAUCAACAGUUUUGGGAAGAUGCUUUUUAUUUGGAUGUACAAAAAGACAUUAAAAGAUUAUAUCUCCCCGGAGAAAAUUCUCCGCCUCGGCUUAUAAACGAUGGAAUUUUAAGUCCUAUCAGCCCACGCGAUGGUAAAGAAUUUCUAUUUCGCGACCGAUACUCCAUAUAUCAAAUUCAAGAACCAUCGGCUCUUGAAAUAGCCGCCGAACAAAUGAGGAUUUGGCCAACGAUUGAUUCAGAAAAACAAAAGGAACUUAUCGCAAGUGAAGAAAGUACUAUGUACAGUCAAGCAAUUCACUAUGCAAAUAGAAUGGUUUAUUUAUUGGUUCCAUUAGAUAUAGGAGCGAAAACGCAUCGGCAGGACAACGUUUAUGAUGAUGAAAGAGCAAGUAAUAGUAUUACAAAUAGCGUAGCAAGCGAUAGUGGUGAUGCAGAGUCAGGAUUUGAAGAAAACGAUCCCGGGGAAACCGGCAGCGCCGUUAUUCGAAUGGUUUCACGAUUCGUAGAUCGUGUUUGUACCGAAGGAGGUGUGAGUACCGAACACGUUAGAUGUCUACACCAAAUGGUUCCAGGUGUUGUUCACAUGCAUAUUGAAACUCUUGAGGCUGUACAUAGAGAAAGCAAGAGAUUACCUCCAAUACAGAAGCCUAAGAUUUUGACACCUAAUAUGUUACCUGGUGAAGAAGUUAUUAUGGAUGGUUUACGGGUUUAUCUUCUACCAGAUGGAAGAGAAGAAAGUCCUGGAGGAUUGCCAAAGAUACCACCACUCUUGCCAGCAGAAGGAGCUAUAUUCCUUACUAAUUACAGAAUCGUAUUUAAAGGAAUACCUUGCGAUCCAUUUGCUUGUGAACAAUUAGUAGUUCGAGCCUUCCCUGUAACAUCUUUAACUAAAGAGAAACGAGUUGCUGUACAACAUUUAGCACAUUUGGAUCAGUGUUUACAAGAAGGCCUUCAAUUACGUUCUUGUACCUUUCAAUUAAUAAAAUUAGCAUUUGACGAAGAAGUUACUCCCGAAAAUAUUGAAACUUUACGAAAACUAGUUCACAAAGCUCGAUAUCCACCACAUAUCUUCCAUCAUUUUGCUUUUAACGGUCAAGUAUUAGUCACACAACCAGCUCACCACAAAGGAAAGGAAAAAAAUGCUACUCUUAAGGGAUUUGCUAAGAAAACGCUAUUAAAAACUGCUCGUAAGGCCGGUUUUAAACCAAAACAGUCGUCUAAAAGACAGAAAUAUGUCUUGCCAAAUAUGAAUAUUAUUACUAACAAUAAGUACAUGACAUCACCUGGCCGAAUGAGUUUGCCAGUAACAGAUAAUAAUGAUUUAAGUCACGAUGAUGAUCUUAGUGUAGAUGAUUUUGAAAUUCCUGGCAUUGUAACCCAACCACCAACCGAUGCAAAAACUUUAGAACGAUUAUCCGAACGUAGUUAUGUUAGAGACUGGUAUCGUUUGGGAUUAUAUUCAAAUGGUCCACACAGUAAUCGUAGGAAUGAACCGUUUCGACUGUCUUCGGUGAAUUGUGCCUAUAUGACUUGCAAAAGCUACCCUGCACUUCUUAUAGUUCCCUCAUCGGUGUCGGAUGAAAGUAUUCGACGAUUUUGUCGACUUUAUAGACAUAACAGAUUACCCGUAGUUACUUGGAGACAUCUAAGAACAAAGGCACUUCUCAUUAGAGGAGCAGGUUAUCAUGGGAAAGGUGUGAUGGGAAUGUUAAAAGCUCACCCGACGUCUGCUGGUAAUUUAAAAGCAACAUCAUCAGAAACAACGUCAUCCCUAGAACAAGAAAAAUAUAUUAUGGCUCUAGUGUCUGCGACACCAUUAUCCGCAUUGAGGCAAGGUUCUGCAUGGGGAAUGUCUGACAGUUCUCUCAGUAUUGAUUCUCUAUUACUAGCUGCUGAAGAUCGUAAUGCUACGCCUGAGCAAUCGCGACGAAAUCCAUUUAACAAAGCGAUUGGAACAUUGAGUUCAUCAGGUGGCAAGGGCCCUAAAAAUUUUGGACGCUGGGGUUCAUUGAAAGAUAAAAGGCAAAAUUCUCAAGCCUCCUUAACUUCAGUUCACCAACGUGGAACCGUGAGACAUUCUGCAGACUCGGAUAGUGGUACAGAAUGCGUUCAUACUUUCCAACGUGCUGCAUUAUACAUUCUUGGUGAAAAAGCGCACAUGAAAGGAGUUAAAGCGGAAUCAGCUCCAAAAACAGACUUCAUUCCAGUGGAAUAUUUCGACGUAAGGCAUACUAAAGCUGCAUUUAAAAAACUUAUGCGAGCCUGUGUUCCUAGCUCUCCAAACAUAGAACCAGAUCAAAGUUUCUACAAGUUAAUCGAAAGUUCAGAAUGGUUACAACAACUUCAAAAUUUAAUGCAAUUAGCCGGAGCCGUUAUAGACUUAAUGGAUGUACAGGGCUCAUCGGUAGCUGUUUGUUUAGAGGAAGGGUGGGACACUACUGCAACAGUUUGUUCUGUUGCUCAAGUAUGUCUUGAUCCACAUUAUAGAACUAUCGAUGGCUUCCGAACCUUGAUUGAGAAAGAAUGGCUUGGCUUUGGUCAUAGAUUCGGACAUAGAAGCAAUCUCGCCGCAAAUUCUCAAACUACAAACUUCACUCCCACGUUCCUGCAAUUUCUCGAUAUAGUACAUCAAAUUCAGAAUCAAUUCCCCUUAGCGUUUGAAUUUAAUGAAUAUUACUUAAAAUUCUUGGCAUAUCAUUCGGUUUCUUGUCGGUUUCGUACAUUUUUGUUAGACUGUGAAUUCGAUAGAAUGGAAUGUGGCAUUACUGCUGUUGAAGACAAAAGAGGAUCGUUAACAAGUCAUCACAAAGGUGUAGACACAGGUAGCGACGAUGAAACGAUUUAUCCUGGAGGUAGAUUAGCAGGGACAAAUAUAGGAUGUAAUCUUGGUCAAAGUAUAUUUGAUUAUAUUGAAAAACAACAUGCAAGAUGUCCCUUGUUUUAUAAUUUCAUGUAUACUCCUAAUACGGAGUAUACGGUGUUAAGACCUGUUUCGCACUUGCCAAGUCUUGAUAUCUGGCAGUAUUAUUUAGAAGAGGAACUGGCUCAUGGGCCUGCAUAUGAUUUAGAAGUAUUGCAACAAGAUUCACAACAAGAAGAAGAAGCAGAAGCCGCUGAUGGCGUGGUUAAAAGCAAUCGUAAAGUGGUUACCCAAGGAUAUGAUGGUGUAAGCACAAUGGUACCCGAUCAAUUUUCUCAUCUUUUAGAGGAAAUCCAUAAACUAGAAACUGAAUUAGGCCAUUUACCACAAAAAUGGAAAGUUCUUUGGGACAAACUUGAACUGCCAAAUACAGACUCACUUGCUAGACACGCAUCAUUUAGCACUGCAUUGGUCAGAUACCAUGGUCGAUUAAUUCAUAAACGUUCUACAUUAGAAUUACUUCUGAGAGGUAAACUCGCUGGUGGAAAUACAUCUGGAAAUGAUGGAUCCGUUUACGCACAUCCUCAUAGAUUUGAGAGAUUAGAUUCAGCCACGCCAACUCAUUGCGAUGCUUGUUCUGGUGUAUUAUGGGGUCCUGUAAAAGCGGGUUUGCGAUGUGUUGAUUGUGGCCAUGUGUGUCACGACAAGUGCGCUGAUGCAGUGCCAAAAAAUUGCACAAAAUAUAAAACAGUGUCCGACAAUUUACAAACACACACACUCACGCGAAGCGGUGGUGAUAAUGGGAGCGUGAACUCAAGUGUUACUACGAUACAAACUUCUUCACAAUAUUACGAACAAUUCUCUAGUAAUGUGGCGGAAAAUAGAACACACGAAGGUUACCUUUAUAAACGAGGUGCUUUGCUGAAAGGUUGGAAACAAAGAUGGUUCGUGUUAGAUUCUAUAAAACACCAGUUGAGGUAUUAUGAUGCAAUGGAGGAUUCUCAUUGUAAGGGUUAUAUAGAUCUAGCAGAAGUAGUGUCUGUAACUCCAGCUGCGCCAAUGCCAGGACCACCAAAGAAAACAGACGAUAAAUCAUUCUUUGAUCUUCGUACAAACAGGCGAACAUAUAAUUUUUGUGCCGGCGAUGCAGCAACUGCGCAAGAAUGGAUCGAAAAGGUUCAAGCGUGCUUACAAUAGCUUGAUUAUACCUCUAAUUUAAAAUGUGCAAGUGACUGAUAGAUUAAAACAGAUUUUAAUUUUGUUACAUACUAUUGUAUAGUCUAAUAGUACAUAUUAUAGACUUCAAUAAUUUUGCUUUAAAUACUUUAAAGCCAACGGUUGUUGGACUGAGAACAGUAUCAUAAAUUGAAUGUGAUGUACUCAUAUCCUUGACAUAACAUUAUUAUAUAAAUGUAUAUUGUAAUUAUAUGAUUACGUUAUAUUUGAAUUAUUUCAGCUGGAAGAUGAAAGAUUGCUACAUACUCGACUAAACGUUACAAUUUUUUAUUUUGUUUAUUAUGUUUUUAGUACGUAUACAAAUCGAGCGUAAAAUGUGUUAAAAUGUUGAAUGGACUCUCUAUUCUACGAGUUAUCGUCAUAUUAUCAUCUUAGUAUAAUUGCAGUUGUAAUAGAAUAAGUCGCGGUCUCGCUUGUUGCAAACUAAAAGCGUAAAGGAAAACUAAAUGUUUAAAAUGUUUGUUUUCUUAUUGAAUUCUCAUGUAAUAUUUGUUCGGUAAUUCUGCUGCGCUUGUCAGUAAAACUGAAAUUAAACGAAACAUUGUAUAUUGUUAAUUAUUAGUCAACAAAUUUUAUAGUUUUAGCAUUUUAUGUUUUGUCGCAGAGUACGUCAUAGAGUUCUUAUGGUUAUACUUGUUAUGAACGUAUAUCGCGUUUUGAAACAAAAUUUUUAAACUUUUGUAUGAUUUAUGUAUGCGUAACAAUCACUUUGGACAAAUAAUGUCGUUACCAUAAUUUAUUUGAUACUCUGUUAAUGUUAAGAAAAUUAAGUAAUACUCAAAAAUAAAGUAUGAAUUUUUUUACUAAUGAACUAACACAUUCAGAAGGUGUGUCAUGACUUCGGUGUGUCACUGAAACGUUCUUAGUCACCGAUGGGUCAUCGUUGUAUGCUUUUAUCUGCAUGGUAAGCAAAAUGUUUAGAAUGACAACGCAAAGAGAUACAAUGUAACAAGAUUUUUUUUUAUCAAUUUUAUUGUCUUAAAUAAAAGUAUGAUGCGCUGUUUUACAGUA
Messenger RNA from Hylaeus anthracinus, 7261 nucleotides. RefSeq names its product myotubularin-related protein 13 (gene Sbf). The record is from RefSeq and is a predicted model, not a curated record. Bases 80 to 6211 code for a protein of 2043 amino acids. NCBI's taxonomy places the organism in Eukaryota, Metazoa, Arthropoda, Insecta, Hymenoptera, Colletidae. The transcript has 21 exons.